CACAAACUCACCCCCCUUUGUUGCUCCGCCGCCGCUGGCUGACAGGGGGUGGCAGGAGGUGACUGACGGGGGGGGCGAUGGAGGCCGCGGCCCCCCCCCGGCUGCAGCGGGGGCAGCUCCAGUGCAAGAACCUGCACGAGUUCCUGCGGGGCCUGAGCCCCCCCGUCCUCGACCGCCUCUACGGGCACCCUGCGACCUGCCUGGCUGUGUUCCGGGAGCUGCCAGCGCUGGCGCAGGCCGGGAUCAUGCGGAUGCUGUUCCUGGAGCAGCCGCUGCCGCAGGCGGCCGUGGGGCUCUGGGUCAAGAAGGAGCACAGCAAGGAGCAGGCGCAGAGCCGUGAGGUGCUGCUGGGGCUGCGGCUGUGGCACCCCCAUACGCUGCCGGGGGGGCUCCCGGGGGUGGCGCUGCACCCCGGCUUCAGGCACAACCUGCGCCUGGCCCUGCUGGGGGGGGGCAAGGCCUGGUCCGAUGACACGAGCCAGCUGGGGCCGGACCGACACGCGCGGGACGUGCCGGCGCUGGACCGGUACGCGGAGGAGCGCUGGGAGGUGAUCCUGCACUUCAUGGUGGGGUCCCCCAGUGCUGCCGUGAGCCAGGACCUGGCCCAGCUCCUGGUUCAGGCCGGGCUCAUGAAGAGCGAAGGGGGGGAAGCCCCCUGCAUCACCUCGGCCGGGUUCCAGUUCCUGCUGCUUGACACCCCAGCCCAGCUCUGGUACUUCAUCCUGCAGUACCUGCGGGGGGCCGAGGCGCGGGGCAUGGACCUGGUGGAGAUUCUCUCCUUCCUCUUCCAGCUCAGCUUCUCCACCCUGGGCAAGGAUUACUCCGUGGAGGGCAUGAGCGAGUCGCUGCUCAGCUUCCUGCAGCACCUCAGGGAGUUCGGCCUCGUGUUCCAGAGGAAGCGCAAGUCACGCCGGUUCUACCCCACACGCUUGGCCAUCGCCUUGGCCUCGGGGCCCUCGGGGGCCCCCCAGGAGCCCGGCGCUCGCGGCUUCAUCCUGGUGGAGACCAACUACCGCAUCUACGCCUACACCGAUUCGGAGCUGCAGGUCGCCCUCAUCGCCCUCUUCUCGGAGCUCCUCUAUCGCUUCCCCAACCUGGUGGUGGCCCAAGUGACAAGGGACAGUGUCCAGGCUGCCAUCGCCAAUGGCAUCACCGCUGACCAGAUCAUCCACUUCCUCCGUACCCGAGCGCACCCCGUCAUGGCCAAGCAGACCCCGGUGCUGCCCCCCACCAUCACCGACCAGAUCCGCCUGUGGGAGCUGGAGCGGGACCGGCUGCGCUUCUCCGAGGGGGUGCUGUACAACCAGUUCCUGUCGCAGGUGGACUUCGAGGUGCUGCGGGACCACGCGCGGGCGCUGGGGGUGCUGGUGUUCGAGCACCCGGGGCGACGGCUCAUGGUGGUGACCCCCGGCGGGCACCCCGAUGUCAAGCGCUUCUGGAAGAGGCAGAAGCACAGCUCAUAACGUGGGGACCCCCCCCCCACCUUGCACCCCAACAGGGCACUUGGUUCUUGUGGUCUCCCAAUAAUAGGGUCACCCCCCUGCCCGUCUCCUUGUCCCCCUGUCACAGGGGGGUGAGGUCUGGGUGCACCCUGAUGGCUCAUUGGGGGGGUACUUGUGUCCAUUGGGGUGUUGGGACCCCGUUGCUGAGCACCUCCAAUGCAGGCAGCCCAGUCCUGGGCACCCCAAUCCCUCCGGACCCCAAUUCCAUGGGGUUCUGGUACCCUGAUCCCCAGCACCCCAAUCCCUCAGGACCCCAAUUCCAUGGGGUUCUGGCACCCUGAUCCCAAUCCCUCAGGACCCAGGUACCCCAAUCCCUGGCACUGGGGGUUCUUGGGGGGGGGGGGGAAGGAUCUUUUGGUAGAAAUUGAGGGGUUCUGAGUAAAAAACGGGGGGGUCAGAGGAAAAAAGUCUCUUGUUGGUUAAAAAGUGACAUUUGUGGUGGGGGGUGAGGGAAAAAAAGGGGGGGGUUUAAGGGAAAAAACAUGGAUUUACUCAAAAUUGGGGUUUUCUGAGGAGGAAGAAAUGAGCUUGUUGGGGGGGGUUGGGUUUGAUUUUCCUUUUUCUCCCAACAGAAAAACGUAUUUUAUGGGGAAAAGUGGGUUUUUUUAAUUAAAGCGGUGUUUUCUGAGGAGUU
Messenger RNA from Strigops habroptila (Kakapo), 2136 nucleotides. RefSeq names its product general transcription factor IIH subunit 4 (gene GTF2H4). Gene Ontology annotation, molecular function: double-stranded DNA binding; ATPase activator activity. Bases 78 to 1463 code for a protein of 461 amino acids. The record is from RefSeq and is a predicted model, not a curated record. Gene Ontology annotation, biological process: nucleotide-excision repair. Lineage: Eukaryota; Metazoa; Chordata; Aves; Psittaciformes; Psittacidae. The transcript is spliced from 13 exons. Gene Ontology annotation, cellular component: transcription factor TFIIH holo complex; transcription factor TFIIH core complex.